UCUAUGUGAGUGUUGGAGGUAGUGCUUAAAAGUUGGGCGGAUGUUUGAAAUAUGUGCAGGAGUGGUGGCUCUCUUAAGAAAUGAAAAGAAAAAUAAAAGAAAAACAAAGAAAAAAUUGAAAGCAAAAGAGAACCACUACUAAAAAUCUGAAUAAUGCCCAGUAAGUAGUGUUUCUUAGCAGUCUGGCUUGGAAAUACUGAUGUUUAUGCCUCCUUCGCUCUUGUGCUCUUAAGAUAUUGAGUAAUGCAGGAUAGCAGAAAGAAAAUACCGGGUUGCUGACUAUGUUUGUGUGUUCGGGAAAUGUGGAACCUUUUGCUAUGAAUACUUCCACCACCUAAAAGGCCUUUUCCCCAUGUCCAAGACCCUAGCCAGUCAUUUGAACCUGUGUCUAAGACCUCCUGAUUAGUUAGUGGUGACACCCCAUAUGUGAACUCUAGCAUUUAGAGGCUGCCAUCAUGGUGAAGAGAUGAUAGGGAUUGAGAGAAAUAGCAUGCGCAUCUUUCGCAUCAAAUUGUCCUGACCCCACUGGUCGAGAGUGAGUGAUUCAUUUUCAUUUUCUAUAUGCUCUUGUACCCCGGUGAGGACCUAGAUUGCUCGGUCUCUAUUCUGAUGUCUUGAGUUGGAUGCAUGAGUUGACUGUUUUGAGUAAGUGGUUGAAUCAAGUCUAGGUUGGCCAGUGAACAGACGGGAGACUCUUCCUUUACUCGAUUUGCUGCACUCGAAUGUCCUUUGUGGUGGUUGUCCAGGUUGUUAUUGAGGUUGUGCAUGUAUUGAUGUUUGAAAACCAGUGCGAUUCACGUGUUCUGUGCCUUUAUGACUUGUCCCCAAUGUUGGUUGAUUGAAAUAUGUAAGCUUACCUAGUGUCUGACUUGGUUUGCUUGGGGACAAGCAAACGGUUAAGUGUGGGGGAGUUUGAUAGACCGUCAUUUACACAUGUUUUUACCCCCGUUCUUACACCAUUUGAGGUGUUGAUUCUCGUGUUUUAGGCCGAUUUCACGCUAGGUUGUGCUUGUUUGUGAUAUUUCAGGUCCUAGUACGUGAAUGAAGGCUUAGGAGCGAGUCUGGGGUCGAUUGGACGAAGAACGGACGAGUGGCGAGGUUUUUGGGAGCUGCAUGGGCAUACCAGGGAGGCUGCACGGCCGUGCACGGUUGCAAGCUGGCCGUGCGCCUCAUGCCGAGGAGCUGCACGGGCAGGCCCUGAAGAUUGCACGGCCGUGCACCUGGCCGUGCAAGAAGCCUGAGUUCGACUUAAGGGAUACGCUGCGUUUCAGGGUGCACGGCCAGAAUGGUGAGUUGCACGGCCGUGCACCCUGGUCGUGCAACUCGGGAAAAUCCGGUUUUUAAAGCCUAAUCCGAGCGAGAAGUGGGGGGAUCGAAUUUCUGGAGCAAAAACAGAGUUUUAGAGAGAGAAAGUGCGAAGAACUCACCCUAGAAGCCAUCUUGGAGCUGGGUUUCAUCAAAUCAAGCUUGGAGAUCGUCCUAGGAGUGGAAAUCAUCAUCCCGGAGCAGAUUAUCCUCAUCAUUAUGAGUAUGACUACUCCGAUUACUGUUUUCUUUUCUCUCUCUAUGGAGUAGAACCUCUCUCUCACUUGGGGAUGAAGAACCCUAGUUCUAUGUGUUAGGGGAUUGAUUGUAAUGACUUGGGAUGAUAUUACUGUUUGAUUUUAAUCGAAUGAUGCAUGUUUAUUGAGUCAAUUGAAGUCUGAUCAACUUUUCCUGAUUCCUGCUGCAAUCUGAGAUAGAUAGAAUCUGAUUAGGUUGCUAGAGUCUCAUCAUUCGAUAGUAGGAGACUGGUUAUACGAGAGUUAGCCAGUUUACUGCUUUGUACUGGAAUCUAAUUCCAGUAGUGAAUUUCUGUUCUUACUGCUUCAGCUUUCUAUCCCGGUGAAGACUAGUCGUCUGCCGGGUAGUUAGACUGAGAGGGCUUGGUCAGCUUAAGAGAUUCCAAGCUACUGUCGGAUCUUCCGCAGUUUAAUCAACAGUAAAUCAACCCAGGGUAAAUUGCAAUUGAAACCUAACUAAAGAGCUAGGGGGAUUCAUUCCCGAGUGACUCUUUCCUGCUUAAGAAAACCGAAUAAUUUCCUGCUUUAUUUCUGCUUUCAGUUUAAACAACAAUCACUUACUCUAGUUGGCUAGAUAACAGAGAAUCACUGAGUAAGCAGUAGAUCUAGAGCCCGGGUUGAUAAUAUAACUUGCCUGUUACUGCAUUCCCGGUCUGCGAUUACACUUAGUCGCAGAUUGGUGUUGUGUUUUGGCGUGUCACGACCCUCUUCGUGAAGCGGCACAUACCUUAAUUUCCAGACACAGUUUUAUUUUAUCGUACCAUGGCAUGGCCUCUUACGAGAGGCUCAUUUUCCUUAUUGAAGCAUGGUCAUGUCCAUUAAUGACUUAGUAGCUUGAGCUUAAAAUCAAUAUCCAUAAGACCCGACUUAAAUUGCAUUAAUUAUUAUAAUUGAUGUGGCCUUAUAAACUCAUUAUUUAUCUUGUAACUCAUCAAUGUGUACAAGACAAAUUUAUGGUGUAAGCAAAUGUCCCCCAACUACUUAGUGCAUAAGAAUUAUGGAAUAAGUAGUUGACAUCAACCUACCAAGGUGAUGAAUUAACACUUAUCAACACACAAGUAGACGUUUCUGUAGCCAUAAUUUUGCCCUUUUUCGUGAUGGCCACUUACUCAGAUUUUAUUUUAUUUUCGCUAAUACAUUUUAAUGGGUCUACUUCCAUGAAGGAGCUAGCAAGAAGUCAUAUACCUAGCCAAAUUUUGGCUAUCACAUAAAGCCAACACGAUCAGAUGGAACUCGCCGUCAAAACUUAUCCCUGCCUUAGCAAAAAUGACUCUCAAUGAUCAAUCCAACACGGCCGGACAAAACUCAUUGUCAAAGCUUGUCAUAUGCCUUAGCCAAAUUUUGGCUUUCAAUGAUCAAGGCAACAUGGCCAUAUGGAACUCGCCGUCAAAACUUGUCCCAUGCCUUAGCCAAAUUUUGGACAUCAUGUCAAACCAAUAUGGCGAGAUGGAAUUCGACAUUUAAGAUGGUCUCAUGCCUUAGCCAAAUUUGGGACAUCAUGUCAAACCAACAUGGUGAGAUGGACCUUGACGUCAAAGCUUGUCCCAUGCCUUAGCCAAAUUUUGGCUUUUGUAAAAAAAAAAUGAGGUCCCU
Linum trigynum is the source of this 3155-nucleotide messenger RNA. The record is from the annotation of a GenBank genome assembly. Lineage: Eukaryota; Viridiplantae; Streptophyta; Magnoliopsida; Malpighiales; Linaceae.